Messenger RNA from Talaromyces amestolkiae, 948 nucleotides. RefSeq lists its product as uncharacterized. The record is from RefSeq and is a predicted model, not a curated record. Gene Ontology annotation, molecular function: protein binding. The transcript has a single exon. Lineage: Eukaryota; Fungi; Ascomycota; Eurotiomycetes; Eurotiales; Trichocomaceae. Bases 1 to 948 code for a protein of 315 amino acids.
AUGAAGCUGACAACCACACGCUAUCUUCACGGGGAGAUAUGUGCCUAUCACGUUUCGGAGAGCGGGUACGGGCCUGUACAGCCGGCGGCAACCUUUAGGGUCGAGUGCUCUAGCAAAAGACUAGGCCAUGCGGUGGCACCAAACCUAGACCGGGCUAUUUACACUACCUCUCACAGGGUAAUGUGCAUCAGACAGAACGGCGACUUGCUAUGGCACUAUGACAUAGAACCUCGCUCCAUCCAGCACUGCUCGGGGGUUCCCAAAUGCGUGUUCUCCCUGGAUGGAGCCUGGGUAUGGGUGUAUCGCCCCGACGCGAUGGCCAAGCGUGGCCCUGAUACAUUGGUCGUGCUACGCGCCGACACAGGUCAGGAGGUCGCUAGGACAGAGCUUGAUAGCAUUGGGGAGGGAGCCAAGCUCGCCCUACAUCCCGACGGGCGGCAUAUCCUGUUAGAUGUAGGCGAGGGUCAGGACGGUGUGAAACUAUACCGAGCAGCAUUUACUGGUAGUGACAUUGACUUACACUCUUAUGGCUGGGACGAUCGUUGUUUAGUCGAUGUCGCGCCCGAUGGCCAGUGGUUCAUGACGGUUGACCACGGCCAGUAUGACAUCGCCUUUCAUGCCUUUCUUAGUGGUGAGGUAGUACUGCAGGUACCAGUCGAAACAUUUGGCCACGAGUACUUUGGGGAGGAUGAAGCAGGUAUGGCCUGGAACGGCGGAUUCCUUAAUGCAAAUAUCGCGGUCGUCACGAUCGCGGGCGAGAAGGACGAUAAGGAGUGGCACCGCCACUAUAGCAUCGAUCUGCGGACAGGUGCCCCGCGCGGUCACUUCGAGGCGUACUCGCGUGAUAACUAUGACUUCGAACCCUUAGGGGACGGUACCUGGAUUGUCUCAGGUCCCGACGGCGGCGCCAUCCGUCGCCGGUUGUCCACGACAAACCAAGGCGUUUAG